Chinchilla lanigera (long-tailed chinchilla) is the source of this 6101-nucleotide messenger RNA. RefSeq names its product zinc finger protein 850-like. The record is from RefSeq and is a predicted model, not a curated record. NCBI's taxonomy places the organism in Eukaryota, Metazoa, Chordata, Mammalia, Rodentia, Chinchillidae. Gene Ontology annotation, biological process: negative regulation of transcription by RNA polymerase II. Gene Ontology annotation, molecular function: DNA-binding transcription repressor activity, RNA polymerase II-specific.
AGAAAAAUGGCUGAACUGGCUGGAAGGAUGUUGUUCGGGAUCUUAUAACCGCCGUACUGAAUGUGAUGAGUACCUGGCCAGACAGCGCUCGAUUGUCCUCGGAGGACGCUGACGCGUCCGGGUACAAUGUGUGCUUUUGUAUAGGGGAGCAACUUGAGGAGCAGGGAAGCAUGGCUGUUGUGGAUCAAAAAACCAUGUUCAAGGGAUUGGUGAUGUUUGAGGAUGUGGCUAUAGACUUCUCUAAGGAAGAGUGGGAAUGGUUAGACCCUUCUCAGAGAAACUUAUACAAAGAUGUGAUGUUGGAAAACUACAACACCUUAAUAUCACUGGGACUUACCAUUUCUAAGCCAUCAAUAAUUUCCCUAUUGGAACAAGGGAAAGAACCUUGGAUGGCUGGAAAAGCAGGAUGGUAUCCAGAUUUGCUGUCUUGGUAUGAAACUAAGGAGUCAGCUCUAAAGAAUGGUAUUUUUGAAAUGGGAUCAUUAAAAUGGGAAAUAAUGAACAAAACCACAAGUUCUUGCCUUGAGGGGGAGUCUUAUUUUGGAACUGAUUUGAAAUGUAGCAGAUAUUUUGAAAAAGAAGAGGAAUCUAAAGAGGAAUUUUUCCAGUAUAUGACAGUGCCAUUUGAAAAACUGUCAAUUGAAUUCAUUCAGCCUCCAGCACUUGUUCCAAAUGAAAUAAUUCAGCCUACAUCACUGGUUCCAAGUGAAAUAAUUCAGCCUACAUCACUGGUUCCAAAUGAAAUAAUUCAGACUGGAAAUGAACACUAUGAACAGAAAAAUUAUGAAAACUUUACUCAACAGAUAGGAAUUCAUACUAGCGACAAACUUGAUGAAAUGUGUGAGAAGGCUUUUAUAUUUUACACAAAUCAGAUGGAACAUCAGCAAAGUCUUCCUGGAAAGAAAUGUGAUGAAUUUAAGGAAUGUGGCAGAGAAUUUGCAUAUGAUUUUCAACUUACUCAAUAUCAAAUAAAUUACAACAAACCCUACGAAUGCCAGAUAUGUGGAAAGAGCUUUAGAAAGCGUGCCCUCCUUACUCAACAUAAUCGAAUUCACACUGGUGAGAAACCAUAUGAAUGCAAGGAAUGUGGGAAGGCUUUUAUCUGCUGUUCAACACUCAUUCAACACAGGAGAACUCACUCUAAUGUGAAACCCUUUGAAUGUCUGGAAUGUGGCAAGAGUUUUAGACGGAGUGCACACCUUACUCGACAUCAAAGAAUUCAUACUGACCAGAAACCCUAUAAAUGCACACAGUGCUGGAAGGCCUUUGCUUCUCUUUCUGACUUUAAUAGACAUCAGAAAAUUCACACUGGUGAGAAACCUUAUGAAUGUGCAGAAUGUGGGAAAGCAUUUAACAGUCGUUCAACUCUUACUCAACAUCAAAGAAUUCACACGGGUGAAAGGCCCUUUGAAUGUAAGGAAUGUGGCAAGGCAUUUAAUAAUUGUUCAACUCUUACUCAACAUCAGAGAACCCAUACAAAUGAGAAACCCUAUGAGUGUCAGGAAUGUAAAAAGACUUUCAGGCAAAGUGCGCAUCUAAGUAGACAUCAAAAAAUUCAUAGUGGUGAGAAACCAUAUGAAUGUGCUAUAUGUGGGAAGGGCUUCACUUGUGUUUCUGACUUUAACAGACACCAACGAGUUCACACUGGUGAGAAACCCUACGAAUGUAAAGAAUGUGGGAAAGCCUUUAAUAAUUGCUCAACUCUUAUCCGACACCAAAGAAUUCACACUGGUGAGAAACCGUAUCAGUGUGACCAGUGUGGAAAAGCAUUUAUAUCUGGUUCAACAUUUUUUCAGCAUCAAAGAACACAUACUAAUGAGAAGCCCUAUGAAUGUCAGGUAUGUAAAAAGACAUUUAGGCAAAGUGCACAUCUAACUAGACAUCAGAGAACUCACACUGGUGAGAAACCAUAUGAGUGUUAUGACUGUGGGAAGACCUUUACUUGUUUUUCUGAUUGUAAUAGACAUCAGAGAAUUCACAGAGGUGAGAAACCCUAUGAGUGUCAAGUAUGUGGGAAGGUCUUUAAUAAUUGCUCAACUCUUAAUCAGCAUCAGAGAAUUCAUACUGGUGUGAAACCCUAUGAAUGUAAGGAAUGUGGAAAGUCUUUCACUUGGCUUUCAAACCUGAAUAAACAUCAGAAAAUUCACACUGGUGAAAAACCCUAUGAAUGUAAAGAUUGUGAGAAGGCUUUUCUCUGUUAUUCAACCUUUGUUCAACACCAGAGAACUCAUACUAAUGAGAAACCUUAUGAAUGUCAGGAAUGUGGGAAGGCUUUUAGACAGAGAGCACAUCUUAUUCAACAUGAAAGAAUUCAUACUGGUGAGAAACCAUAUAAAUGUAAGGAAUGUGGAAAGGCCUUUUCUUGUGUUUCCUACUUUAGUAGACAUCAGAGAAUUCACACAGGUGAGAAACCAUAUGAAUGUAAAGAAUGUAAAAAGUCCUUUAUUGAUUGUUCGACUCUUAUUCAACACCAGAGAAUUCACACCGGCGAAAAACCCUUUGUAUGUCAGGAAUGUAAUAAGGCUUUUAGGCAGAGGGCACAUCUUACUCAACAUCAAAGAAUUCACACUGGUGAGAAACCCUAUGAAUGUAAAGAGUGUGGGAAGGCCUUUACUUGUCUUUCACAGGCGAAAAAGCACCAGAGAAUACACACAUGAGAAAAACCCUAUGAAUGCACAGAUUGUGGGAAAGCUUUUAGAGUACGCCAACAGCUCACUUUCCAUCAGAGAAUCCAUACUGGUGAGAAACCCUAUGAAUGUAAAGAAUGUGGAAAAACCUUUAGACAGUGUGCCCAUCUUAGUCACCUUCGCGUACAUCAAAGAAUUCAUGUUGGAGAGAAGCCAUAUGUAUGUAAAGAAUGUGGGAAGGCCUUUAGAGUGCGAGGACAGCUCAGUCUUCACCAAAGGAUUCAUACUGGUGAGAAACCCUAUGAGUGUAAGGAAUGUGGCAAGACCUUUAGACAGUAUGCACACCUGACUCGACAUCAGAGGCUUAACAUUACUGAGAAGUGCUAUGAGUGUAAGGAAUGUGGUCAGGCUUUCUUGUGUAGUACAGGCCUUCGAGUCCAUCACAAACUUCACACUGGUGAGAAACCCUAUGAUUGUAAGGAGUGCGGAAAGGCCUUUAGAGUGCGGCAGCAACUUACUCUUCAUCAGAGAAUCCACACUGGUGAGAAGCCCUAUGAUUGUAAGGAAUGUGGGAAGACUUUUAGUCGUGGCUAUCAUCUGACUCUCCACCAGCGAAUCCACACUGGUGAGAAGCCGUACGAAUGUAAGGAAUGUCAGAAAUUCUUUCGUCGUUAUUCAGAACUUAUUUCCCAUCAAGGCAUUCAUAUUGGAGAGAAACCUUAUGACUGUAAGGAAUGUGGGAAGGCCUUUAGGCUGUUCUCACAACUUACUCAACAUCAGAGCAUUCAUUUUGGUGAGAAACCCUAUAAAUGUAAAGAAUGUGAGAAGACAUUUAGACUGCUCUCACAACUUACUCAGCACCAGAGCAUUCAUACUGGUGAGAAACCCUAUGACUGUAAGGAAUGUGGAAAAGCCUUUAGACUUCAUUCAUCACUUAUUCAGCACCAGAGGAUUCAUUCUGGCGAGAAGCCAUACAAAUGUAAGGAGUGUAAGAAGGCAUUUAGACAGCAUUCCCACCUUACUUACCAUCAGCGAAUUCAUAAUGUAGUCCCACAGUUCCGAUCGCUCUUCCAGCUCUCCGACACGCUCUGUGGCUGCCAGCCUCACGACAGUGCCCGCACUUUGAGAGUCUGGGAAUUUCAAGCAGCUUUCUGGGUUCAGUCAGUACAGUCACGUCGUCCUGGCCACAGCACUUCCAGUGCCACCUUGGCCACGCCUAUCAGAUCCCCGGAGGUUUUGGACUACAUUUCCCAGGAAGCCCCUGCGGCCAGCUGCGUACCUCGAGGCCCGGUAAUCCAAACACGCGGGAGACUGAAGUGGAGGAUCGUGACUGCCUUCACGGCAACCUUGCCAGUGAGUCGAGGCCGGCUUGAGCUACUGAGCGAGGCGCCAUCUCAACAACUAAGCAGUGUAACAGUCACCUUUGAAUACAAUAGUUGCUGGCGAGUUAUAGCCAAUGGGUGUCCACAUAGUGACUUUGGUGUGGAGCAUCUUUGUCCUUUUGUAACUGGAGCCACAGACAACAUCUUUCAGUUCAGGGUCAGAUUCUGUCCAGAAGUACAGCUCUCCUGCUUUUGGUCGGAUGCAGUGAUUGAGUACGAUGCUGCAGACUUCUCCGACCUCUCUCUGUGUUCUUCAUUCUUAACAAGACACUCUCGCUCAGGGCACUAUGUGCAGUUCUGGCAUUGGAAAGUUGCAUAUAGGAAGCAUACAGGAGAGUUAGACUUUGUGGGUUCUAGAGUAUAUGAAAAGAACUUUUACAAUGGUUACGUGGGUUCUUUGGUUGAGACCAAGAAAUUAUUUCUGAAAAAGGAUAUUUAUGGAAUAGAAUCAUCCUGAUGGGAGAUAAUGGAAAGACUUACAAAACACAGCAUUGAGUGUUCAAGUUUCAGAGGUGAUUGGGAAUGGAAAAGCCAGUUUGAGAGAAAACAGGGAUCUCAGGAAGGACAUUUCAGUCAUAUGAUAUUUACUCCUGAAGACAUGCCCACUUUUAGUGCCCAGCAUCAGACAGUUCACACUGAUGAGAAACUCCUUGAAUGUAAGGAAUGUGGGAAGGAUUUUAGUUUUGUAUCAGUCCUUAUACGACAUCAGCAAAUUCAUACUGGUGAGAAACCUUAUGAGUGUAAAGAAUGUGGCAAGGCCUUUGGUAGUGGCGCAAACCUUGCAUACCAUCAGAGAAUUCACACUGGUGAAAAACCUUAUGAAUGUAAGGAAUGUGGAAAGGCCUUCGGUAGUGGCUCAAACCUUACUCACCACCAAAGAAUUCAUACCGGCGAGAAACCAUAUGAAUGUAAGGAAUGUGGGAAAGCCUUUAGUUUUGGAUCAGGUCUUAUUCGACACCAGAUAAUUCAUAGUGGUGAAAAGCCUUAUGAGUGUAAGGAAUGUGGGAAGUCCUUUAGUUUUGAAUCAGCGCUUACUCGGCAUCACAGAAUUCACACAGGUGAGAAACCUUAUAAAUGUAAAGAUUGUGGGAAAGCCUUUGGCAGUGGUUCAAACCUUACUCAACAUCGAAGAAUUCAUACUGGUGAGAAACCUUAUGAAUGUAAAGCAUGUGGAAUGGCAUUUAGUAGUGGUUCAGCCCUUAAUCGGCAUCAGAGAAUUCAUACAGGUGAGAAACCAUAUAUAUGUAUUGAAUGUGGAAAGGCCUUCAGUUUUGGAUCAGCCCUUACUCGACAUCAAAGAAUUCACACUGGUGAGAAACCUUACAUAUGUAAGGAAUGUGGGAAAGCUUUUAAUAGUGGCUCAGAUCUCACUCAACAUCAGAGAAUUCACACUGGUGAGAAACCCUAUGAGUGUAAGGAAUGUGAGAAAGCCUUUAGAAGUGGCUCAAAACUUAUUCAGCAUCAAAGAAUGCACACUGGGGAGAAACCUUAUGAAUGUAAGGAAUGUGGCAAGGCAUUUAGUAGUGGCUCAGAUCUUACUCAACAUCAGCGAAUUCAUACUGGUGAGAAACCAUAUGAAUGUAGAGAAUGUGGGAAGGCCUUUAGUAGUGGAUCGAAACUUAUUCAACACCAGCUAGUUCAUUCUGGUGAAAAACCCUACGAAUGUAAAAAAUGUCAAAAGUCCUUUAGUAGUGUUUCUGCUCUUAAUAGGCACCAGAGAAUACAUGGUAAGAAAUCUUAUGAAUGUAAGGAAUAUGGGAAGGCUUUUCCUAGUGACUGGAAUGUUAUUCAACAUCAACAUCAGAGAUAUCACACUAGUGAGAAACCUUAUGAAUGUAAGGAUUAUGGGAAACUUUGGGGGGGGUUGAUCUUCAGAAACAAGAAAAGUCACAAAGGUGAGAAGUUUAAUGAACUAGAAAUUCUGUGAAAUGAAGUGAUACAGGAAGAACUUUCAACACGUGACACAGAAAAUUAAUAGUGGUAAAAAUCUUUACAAAUAUAAUUAAGGCACACAAGACUUAUGCUUCAGAGGUUAGCCUAAGAGAAUUAAUGUAGGGAAAAAACUACCUUGAAUAAAAUAUAUAUUGGAAGA